GUUAGAACGAUAUGAAGUUGCAGCAAAACUGACGUGGAAGUUACUAAAUGUACUAAAUCUUGCGCAUUGCAACCUUACGUGGCAUACAGCUCUUUAACUGUUCGUGUCUUGUGUUUGUGAUGAAUUUCUUAAUAUAAUUUUCAAGUAUUUCGUCUUUUCGUUUUCAACAAAAUGAAUCCGCAAUAUAUGCCACAGCAGUAUGGUGGGCCCCAAAACUUUCAAAAUAGGCCACAAUCUGCAGUUAGUCCUCAAGGAUUUCAAAACGUCCCAUUAGGAUCACCAAAACCACCUGUAAUGGGGCCUUCACCUAAUGGGCCCCCUUUACAAGGUGGUCAUUCCACAUUUCCUCCUUCUAAUCAAAACGUACCUAUAUCUACAAGACCGAAUAUGCCACCUAAUCCAAGUAUGGGACAAAUUCCACCUGGUCAAUUACCACCUGGAAUUCCUAAAGCGACUGUUCUACCACAACCAGGUCCUCAAUUUUCUUCAGGGCCACCUUCAUUGGGGACAUCUUCACCUGGACUUCCACCUUUACCAGGUGCACCACCAUCAUCAGGAGGAUCACAACUUCCUCCCCAAAAAAUAUUAAAUCAGGAACAAUCCACUCAUCAAAAUCAGAUGUCUAGCCAUCAAAAUCAGUUGCCACCCCCAACUAAUUCACAGACUCAAAAUGGUCCGGCACCAAGUAUAUUUCCUCCUAUAAGUAAUCCCUCAAUGAUUAAUCCUCCUCAACCAAACCAAUUUAAUCAAUCUCCAAAACCAAAUCCGUCAUCUACAGUAAAUCCAAAUCCGUUUCCACCACAACAAUUUGGUCCAUUACCGACAAAACCAACCCCAACUGAAAUGCAAAGUCAGUUUAAUGCACCUCCUAGCGGUCCUCCUGUUAUGAGUAGUAGACCUCCUAUACUUGAUCAACAACUUAAUCAGCAAUCCCCGAGGCCACCUGGUGGUAAUCAAUUCCCAAAUCAAAACAAUUUAUCAAAUCAGAUGCAAAAUAUGAACAUUAGUGGGCCACAAUUUGAUAAUGGUCCUCCACAUAUACCACCAUCUGGAGUUAACCAAAAUUUUAUGAACGGCUCCCAAGGAAAACAACCUCCAAUGCCAAGCGGAUAUCCACCUAUGAUGAACCAACAAAGACAACAACCUAUAAAUUAUCCCAGUGGGAUAGGAGUUCAGAGGCAACCUCCAAUGCCUGGACAACCUCCAAUGCCUGGACAACCUCCAAUGCAUGGACAAACUCCAAUGCAUGGACAACCACCAAUGCAUGGACAACCACCAAUCCCUGGACAACCACCAAUGCCUGGACAACCACCAAUGUCUGGACAACCACCAAUACCUGGACAACCACCAAUGCCUGGACAACCACCGAUGCAUGGACAACCGCCAAUGCAUGGACAACCACCAAUUCAUGGACAACAAUCAUCAAUGAUGGGGCCACAGUCACCAAUGAUGGGACAACCUCCUAUGAUGGGACAACCUCCUAUGAUGACACAACCUCCUAUGAUGGGACAACCUCCUAUGAUGGGUCAACCUCCUAUGAUGGGACAACCACCCUUGCCUGGACAGCCACCUAUGUCAGGGCAACCCCCAAUGCCUGGUAUGCAAUCACCAAGUGGACCUUAUCCCCAGUCAGCUUAUGGACAAGCUCAACCACAAAAAAGGUUGGAUCCUGAUCAAAUGCCAAGUCCAAUUCAAGUAAUGCAGGAUGAUCAGAAAAUGCGAUCAGGAAUAUUUUAUACCAAUCAAAAAGGAUUAGUACCGCCAUUAAUCACCACAAAUUUUGAGGUUCAAGAUCAAGGAAACGCAAGUCCAAGAUACAUCAGAUCUACUAUGUAUAAUAUUCCAGUAACACAGGAUUUAAUGAAACAAACUUCAGUACCUUUUGGUUUGGUAAUAAGUCCAAUGGCAAGAACGGUUGGUCAAGAAUUUCCACCCCCAAUAGUAAAUUUCGGCGAAUUAGGUCCGGUACGUUGUACAAGAUGUAAAGCAUACAUGUGUCCUUACAUGGUAUUUAUCGAUGCUGGAAGACGGUUUCAAUGUUCGUUCUGCAAAGCAACCACAGAUGUUCCAACUGAAUAUUUUCAACAUCUCGAUCACACCGGACAAAGAACCGAUCGAUUUGAAAGAGCCGAGCUCGUUCUUGGAACAUAUGAAUUAAUCGCAACAGCUGAUUAUUGUAGAAAUAAUAAAUUACCAAAACCGCCAGCGAUUAUUUUUGUUAUCGAUGUUUCUUAUAAUAAUAUAAAAUCGGGAUUGGUUCAUAUGUUAUGCGCUCAAAUGAAACAAAUUCUUAAAAAUUUACCAGUCGAUCAAGGUCAAGAAAAAAGCAAUGUUCGAGUUGGAUUUAUAACCUAUAAUAGCAGCGUACAUUUUUAUAAUAUCAAAGGAUCUUUAGCUGCCCCGCAAAUGUUAGUUGUCGGCGAUGUUCAAGAUAUGUUUAUGCCGUUAUUAGAUGGAUUUUUAUGCACCCCGGAAGAGUCCGAAAUCGUUAUUGAUGCAUUAAUGGAGCAAAUUCCACAAAUGUUUGGCGAUACCCGAGAAACGGAAACAAUUUUAUUACCGGCCAUUUUGGCGGGAUUAGAAGCUUUGAAGGCUUCUGAAUGCGCUGGGAAAUUGUUGGUUUUCCAUUCGACUCUUCCGAUCGCUGAGGCUCCAGGUAAAUUAAAAAAUCGGGAUGAUAGGAAAUUAUUAGGCACAGAUAAAGAAAGGACCGUUUUGGCACCGCAAAAUCAAGCUUAUAAUCAACUAGGACAAGAUUGUGUUGGGGCUGGGUGUUCAGUAGAUUUGUUCCUGUUUAAUAAUGCUUACAUUGACCUCGCGACUAUUGGACAAGUUUCAAGAUUAACUGGUGGUGAAAUAUUCAAGUAUACUUAUUUCCAAGCUGAUAUUGAUGGUCCACGAUUAAUAGAAGAUAUCAUAACAGAUAUAAGCAGACCCAUAGCAUUUGAUGCAAUUAUGAGAGUGCGCACAUCAACAGGUAUCAGAGCAACGGACUUUUAUGGUCAUUUCUUCAUGUCAAAUACAACAGAUAUAGAAUUAGCAACGAUAGAUUGCGAUAAAGCAGUAGCAGUUGAAGUAAAACACGAUGACAAACUGACAGAAGAAGAUGGCGUUUAUAUUCAAGUUGCUUUAUUGUAUACUUCAUGUUCGGGACAACGAAGGCUCAGAGUUAUUAAUUUAUCAUUGAAAACAUGUUCCCAAAUGGCCGAUUUGUAUCGAUAUUGCGAAUUGGACACGAUUAUUAAUUUCUUUGGGAAACAGUCUGUUUUCAAAUUAUUGGAGCACAAUCCGAAAGCCGUCAAAGAUAAUAUCGUUGCAAGAGCCGCGCAAAUGUUAGCUAAUUAUCGAAAGAAUUGUGCCAGUCCAAGCGGAGCUGGGCAGCUUAUACUACCUGAGUGCAUGAAAUUAUUACCCUUAUAUGUCAAUUGUUUACUUAAAAGUGAUGCAAUGUCUGGAGGUUCAGAUAUAACAUUGGAUGAUAGAUCAUUUGUAAUGCAUAUCGUAAUGAUAAUGGAUAUUCCCACUUCGGUGGCCUACUUUUAUCCAAGACUUAUUCCGCUUAUCGAUGUAAAACCAAACGUCGAUGGAAUCGUAGAUAUCCCACCACCAAUCCGAACAACUCUAGAAAAAGUAUCUGAUCAAGGAGUUUAUAUUUUAGAGAAUGGUAUUCAUAUGUUUAUGUAUAUCGGAUUAGCAGCGAAUCCAGAAUUUUUACAACAAGUCUUUGGUGUUCCAACUGCCGUUCAAGUAGAUGUGGAAACAUGCGAAUUACCCGUACUGGAUAAUCCAUUAUCAAUUAGUGUUAGGUCAAUCAUCGAUCAAAUUAGGGUGCAAAGACACAGAUGUAUGAGAUUAACUUUGUUACGUCAAAGAGAAAAGCUGGAACCUGUUUUCAAACACUUCUUGGUUGAAGAUCGUGGCGCUGACGGUUCGGCGAGUUACGUUGAUUUCUUGUGUCACAUGCACAAAGAAAUACGAACCCUCCUCAGCUAGCAUCUUAAUGGGCGUAUAUUUUAAAUAAUAAUUAUUAAAAAAAGGCAACGUUUACAUUCUGUGUAUUUCUCAAUGUAUUUUUUUUAUUUUAUUUUCUAUCCGCCACGUAUAUUAUUAAUUUUGCCCCCUCCAUUUGUCGUCUCAGUUGGAAAGCAAGAAUAAAAUCGACCGCCAUCUUCUGUUGAAACGUUAAACAAUUUAGGUCGUAGUAGUCUCUAAGGUUAUUGUUAUACGACCCCCCUAGAAGAAGAAAAAUAUGAAGAAAAGAAAUGUUUUUUUUUAUAAAUUGGUAUGAUUAUGUUAAAAACUAAAAGUUACUCCUUUAUAAUCAUAUUAUAAUUAAAUAACUUUGUAUCGAUUUUUAUUGGUGCCCUCACUGAAUGGUUAUGUAUAAAAAGUAACAUUAAAUUAGGUUUAUAAUAUA
This is a messenger RNA of Onthophagus taurus, 4417 nucleotides long. It is a transcript of the gene Sec24CD, whose product is annotated as COPII coat complex component secretory 24CD. Gene Ontology annotation, molecular function: zinc ion binding; SNARE binding. Gene Ontology annotation, biological process: endoplasmic reticulum to Golgi vesicle-mediated transport; COPII-coated vesicle cargo loading; intracellular protein transport. Gene Ontology annotation, cellular component: endoplasmic reticulum exit site; COPII vesicle coat. The record is from RefSeq and is a predicted model, not a curated record. Lineage: Eukaryota; Metazoa; Arthropoda; Insecta; Coleoptera; Scarabaeidae.